AUGGCGUUCAUUGUCUUGUAAAUCUGAUUGAGUCCCACAUUAGGCUAACUUUACAUUUAUCUAUUAAAUUGAUACAUUCUGGACGUUUCAUGUAAGUAUUCAUUUAACUGGUAGUUUAUCAUAGUAUUCAUAUUGAAUACGCCAGGGCUGUCGUUGCAAGCCACUCGUGCAACUUCAAUUUGCCUGCACAGACAGUACAGACAGCUAGCUACUGUAGCUAACUAAUGAUAGUUAGCUAGCUUGCUAGCUAGCCACUUUGCUGAGGAAGACAGAUUGCUCGCUAGUCAUGUUUUUGGUAGAUAAUUAUAUUUCUCAAAUGUACAUUGUAAUACGUGAACAACUGUCUUGCAAACAGUCUACACGGUAAAAAAAAACAAUAAGCUAGCUAGAACGCCUCCCCGGGACCACCCAUACGUAAAAAUGUAUGCGCACAUGACUGUAAGUCGCUUUGGAUAAAAGCGUCUGCUAAAUGGCAUAUUAUUAUUAGUAUUAGUUCUGUCUGGUCCGCAUGGCGUUACGUGCGCGGCUGAGCCUUCUUUAACAUCUCCUUUCCAGAUGUGUUGCCACAUUUUGUUUAGUGACUGGCUUCAAUACUUUUGCUAUUUCUCACCAAAGCAACGAUGUUGGUAAAGCGCGCUCAAAUUGUUAUCUGUCUGGGUAGGGUGUCAUUUCUCCAAAAUACGAAUAAACAACUUUUGAACACUUUGUUUACAACCAGACUGGUUCUGGUUCAUGCGCGCGUGUCAGAUCUGCACUAUACGCUUAAUUGCGGUCCGACGUUUCACCAAGAAAAACGUAUAUCAUGGAGCUUAUACAUCUUAUGACAUUUUCAUAUGCAAAAAAAACAAACACUUGAUUUCCAUGUGGUUGAUAAUGUGUGUGGCACUUGUCAGUAUGAAGGUGGUCAAUUUGAAACAAGCCAUCCUCCAGGCUUGGAAGGAGCGCUGGAGUGACUAUCAAUGGGCCAUCAACAUCAAAAAGAACUUCCCAAAGGGAGCCACAUGGGACUACCUCAACUUGGCAGGUCAGCUGACUUAUGUUGAUCAUCCAUGUAAAUGCUUGCGAAGUGGAAAGUAAACAAUGAAUGAGUAUGAUUUAAUUAUUGUUGUAUUUCCCUAUGUUCCAGAGGCUCUCAUGGAGCAGGCAAUGAUUGGCCCUUCUCCCAACCCGCUCAUCUUGUCCUACCUCAAGUAUGCCAUCAGUUCCCAGGUAAGGUUGACAUUUUGAAACCCAUAUUUUACCCUAUACAUAACCUCGAAAUACACACAUAGUCCAGGCGAUAAUGUGAAAAACGUUUUGCUAAAAGCAUGAAAGUUUGUACACUUGUACAGUUUGAGGCCCUGAACAUUUUCAGAUAUGGAGCGAUCGCAAAAAUGUCUCAUGGCGGCCAUUUUCUAUUCCGCCAUAACCAAAUAAUGUAUUUUCCGUCAUAUCUCCUGAACCAAACAUGAUAACAUAGAACAUGUCAUGUCUAACCCUAUGUUUUGAUGGUCAAUGAUUACAAUGGUGCCAUGUACAACAUCAUAAACAGUUCAGAUUAUUAUAUAAUGGUGGACUGCCAUGGGAAGAAAUCCAAUAAAAUCGCUGUUUCUGAAAACGUACUCAAUAGAAUAUUAUUUCUGUGGCAUACUGUUGUCUAUUGCUGUGAAUGCGGAUACUGUGUGUAGGGUUCACACAAGGUGCUUAAAGUACUUGAAUUUGGCACUCUGAAAUUCAAGUACUAGAAUACCUUGAAAAUCAGACAUUUUCUCAAAUUGCUACUUGAAAACUACUGAUCAAAUAUGUUAAUAUGAAAAAUAUUAGAAAAAUGUCUUGGUCUAGUGAAUUCAUUUCCAGGCAGACUACCGAGUUUUAUUUCCUCACGUUUCACACUCGGGUUGCUAGGCGAGCUUGCUCAUUCCACCCACACUGCCACUCAGACAGGCAGGUACAUAACUGACUAAUUAGGCGCCGCCAAACGUCAAUAGCUAAAAUGCCAGGCAAAUAUAGAUUCAAUCCUGCAUGGCAGGAUAUUGAUGUUUUAUGAAUGGGUUUUGCCAUACCCAACCAGGGAUGUAGUGGAGGGUAAACACCGUUUACGCAACUUUUUAUUUGUGAAAUAGCGUUUACUCACCUUAUUAUUUUGUUCAUUAUCAUUUACGCACUUACUGUGUUCCCAGUUUUGAUCAACGCUCAAGGCUUCUUGAUCGCGCCUACCUCUGUGAACAAGUGAACGAUUCAUGUAUGCUCGUUACGUUUGCCUGCUCCCCCGGAUUUGCCUUGUUAGCAGCGCAUUCAUUCACCACUCUGUCCAACGGGAAACUCUGCUCUGUCAACAGACAUCCCCCAAACAAAACGCCCCUGACUCUCUGAGAAUGAGUCUACAACUAAGCUAGCUAUAAUCAAAAGAUGGUCUACUAUAGGUUCUCAUGACAAAAUACAUUUUCUUUACAGAGAGUAGUGAGACAGACAGUGGUGAGUCAGGCUGCAAUGAAGGAGGCAAAGAAGAUGCAUAGAGAGAGGAAGCAUUGAAGCAAGCAGGGAGCGAGGUUAGUAGUACAGUGGCUCCCAAACUUGGGGUCAGGGACCCAUCUGGGGUCCCCUAAAAUGUAAAUAGGGUCCCCUGAGAGAAUCUUUAAUCUUAUCAAACACAUCAACUUGUUUCUCUUCAAAUGGGUAUAGAAUACAACAUUUAGAGUCAACUAAGAGCCUUUUUACACUGUUAGAAUUCACUUUCAUGUCAUGUGUUGGGACAGCCUUUGCGACCAAACAUUUUGUGAAAUAUAAAGACAAUUUCAAUAUAAAGACAAUUUAAUAAUAUUAUAUAAUGUACACUGAACAAAAAUAUAAACGCAACAAUUUCAACGAUUUUACUGAGUUACAGUUCAAAUAAGGAAAUCAGUCAACAUCAUCAGUACUGACUUACCACUCAUGUAUGUAGUAAAUAAGUAGUGAAACACGUAUUAUUGAGUAGAACUUGUAAGGAAGGUAGUGAUGAAUAGUAUGUGGUCCUCUGUAGCUCAGCUGGUAGAGCACGGCGCUUGUAACGCCAAGGUAGUGGGUUCGAUCCCCGGACCACCCAUACACAAAAAAAAUUAUGCACGCAUGACUGUAAGUCGCUUUGGAUAAAAGCGUCUGCUAAAUGGCAUAUUAUUAUUAUUAUUAUUAUUAUUAUUCGUAUGUUUUUUUCUUUUCUUCAUGAGGUUGUGGCGAUAUACUGCCAUCAGGUGGCGACUAGAGACAUUUUACAUUUUAGUCAUUUAGCAGACGCUCUUAUCCAGAGCGACUUACAGUUAGUGAUUACAUAUAUAUAUAUAUAUAUUAUUUUUUUAUACUGGCCCCCCGUGGGAAUCGAACCCAUAACCCUGGCGUUGCAAAUGCCAUGCUCUAUCAACUGAGCUACAUCCCUGCCGGCCAUUCCCUCCCCUACCCUGGAUGACGCUGGGCCAAUUGUGCGCCGCCCAUGAGUCUCCCGGUCGCGGCCGGCUGCGACAGAGCCUGGAUUCGAACCAGGAUCUCUAGUGGCACAGUUAGCACUGCGAUGCAGUGCCUUAGACCACUGCGCCACUCAGGAGUCAGAGACAAUUGCAUAAUAGGAACUAUUAGAAAUUGAUGGUCCUUGAAAAUAAAUAUUAGUGUUUGAAAAAGUUAUUGAAAGUCUUUGAAUUUUACUUGCCACUGUCUGUACGAACCCUGUGUGUAACAUUGUAAAAUCACAGAACACAGGAACCUUUGUAAUUGUCUGGACCCAGGGACACAUACAGCACGUACCUCAACUGCAUGUGGGUCCCAAAUGCCACACAUCACUCCUUAAAUUAUAUAUAUAUUUCAGAAGAGAACAUUUCCAUUUUUGAGCAAUUCACAAUUCUCCUUUAUGAUUGCACUAACAGUCAAAAUAACAUCAACCAAGCUCGUUUUGAGAUAUUCAUGAAGAAAGGAACAGAUAAGGUACAAAUCCACACAAACAUUAUGCUUUGGUUCAGCACAUAAAAAUCAAUGAAUACAAAUAUUAUUUGGCCCUUUUCAAACAACAAUUGUCACACAGUUUUCUAUGUUAUCAUGUUUGGUUCAGGAGAUAUGAUGCAAAAUAAAUUAUUUGGUUAUGGCGGAAUGGUGUUUCUGAUGUUGUGCGUGCAUGAAGGAGAAUUGUGAAGUGCUCCAAAAUGGAAAUGUUAUUUUCUUAAAUAUAAUUUGAGGAGUGGUGGGUGGCAUUUGGGACCGACAAGCACUUCCACCAUGCUCGACACAAUGUUUACAGAGGACACUAAUAUUUGCGUAUACUCUACAUACAGUGCAUUCAGAAAGUAUUCAGACCCCUUCACUUUUUCCACAUUUUGUUACGUUACAGCCUUAUUCUAAAAUGGAUUAAAUUGUUUUUUCCUCUCAUCAGUCUACACAAAAUACCCAAUUUUGACAAAAAAACUGGUUUUUAUAAAAAAUUGAAAUAUCACAUUUACAUAAGUAUUUAGACCCUUUACUCAGUACUUUGUUGAAGCACCUUUGGCAGCGAUUACAGCUUCGAGUCUUCUUGGGUAUGACGUUACAAGCUUGGCACACCUGUAUUUGGGGAGUUUCUCCCAUUCUUCUCUGCAGAUCUUCUCAAGCUCUUUCAAGUUCGAUGGGGAGCGUCACUGCACAGCUAUUUUCAGGUCUGUCCAGAGAUGUUAGAUCGGGUUCAAGUCCGGGCUCUGGCUGGGCCACUCAAGGACAUUCAGAGACUUGUCCUGAAGCCACUCCAACGUUGUCUUGGCUGUGUGCUUAGGGUCGUUGUCCUGUUGGAAGGUGAACCUUCGCCCCAGUCUGAGGUCCCGAGAGCUCUGGAGCAGGUUUUAUCAAGGAUCUCGCUGUACUUUCUUUGCUCCGUUCAUCUUUCCCUCGAUCCUGACUAGUCUCCCUGCUGCUGAAAACAUCCCCACAGCAUGAUGCUGCCACAACCAUGCUUCACCGUAGCGAUGGUGCCAGGUUUCCUUAUAUAGACAGGUGUGAGCCUUUCUAAAUCAUGUCCAAUCAAUUGAAUUUACCACAGGUGGACUCCACAGGUGGAAACAGGAUGCACCUGUGUUCAAUUUCGAGUCUCAUACCAAAGGGUCUGAUACCAAGAUGGCGCCGGAGGAGAUGGCUGCCGUUUUACGGCCCUCUAACCAAUUGUGCUAUUGUGUGUGUUUUCACGUUAUUUGUAAUUUAUCCUGUACAUUAUGUUUCUGCCACCGUCUCCUAUGACCAAAAAGAUAGAUUUUUCUUCAACGAGUCGGACGCAAAGGAUAUUCUACAGACACCCGACAAGGCCCAAAUCCCAGUCAUUCGCAUGAGAAAGAGACAGAGAUAUCGUGGACGUAGGUCAGGGUGCCUUCUAAGGAUCCGACGCAGAGCGAGUAAACUGCCUUGUCCAUCAACCUAUUAGCCAACGUACAAUCAUUUGAAAACAAAAUGAACGACCGAAGAUCAAGGUUAUCCUACCAACGGGACAUUAAAAACUGUAAUAUCUUAUGUUUCACCGAGUCGUGGCUGAACGACGACAUGGAUAACAUACAGCUGACGGGAUAUACGCUACAUCGGCAGGAUAGAACGGCUGACUCCGGUAAGACAAGGGGUGGCGGUCUGUGUAUAUUUGUAAACAACAGCUGGUGCAUAAAAUCUAAUACUAAGGAAGUCUCUAGGUUUUGCUCGCCUGAGGUAGAGUAUCUCAUGAUAAGCUGUAGACCACUAUUUACCUAGAGAGUUUUCAUCUAUAUUUUUCGUAGCUGUCGAUUUACCACCACAAACCGAUGCUGGCACUAAGAUUGCACUCAAUGAGCUGUAUAAGGCCAUAAGAAAACAUGAAAACGCUCAUCCAGAGGCAGCACUCCUAGUUGUCGGGGACUUUAAUGCAGGGAAACUUAAAUCCAUUCGACCUAAUUUCUACCAGCAUGUUAAAUGAGCAACCAGAGGAAAAUAACUCUAGACCACCUUUACUCCACACUCAAGAGACGUGUACAAAGCUCUCCCUCACCCUCCAUUUGGUAAAUCUGACCAUAAUUCUAUCCUCCUGAUUCCUGUUUAUAAUAAAAAAACUAAAGCAGGAAGCACCAGUGACUCAGUUAAUAAGGAAGUGGUCUGAUGAAGCAAAUGCUAUGCUACAGGACUGAUUUGCUAGCACAGACUGGAAUAUGUUCCGGUAUUCUUCCGAUGGCAUUGAGGAGUACACCACAUCAGUCACUGGCUUCAUCAAUAAGUGCAUCGAUGACGUCGUCCCCACAGUGACCGUACGUACAUACCCCAACCAGAAGCCAUGGAUUACAGGCAACAUCCGCACUGAGCUAAAGGGUAGAGCUGCCGCUUUCAAGGAGCGGGACUCUAACCCGGACGCUUAUAAGAAAUCCCGCUAUGCCCUCCGACGAACCAUCAAACAGGCAAGACUAAGAUUGAAUCAUACUACACUGGCUCCGACGCUCGUCGGAUGUGGCAGGGUUUGUAAACUAUUACAGGCUACAAAGGGAAGCACAGCCGCGAGCUGCCCAGUGACACAAGCCUACCAGACGAGCUAAAUGACUUCUAUGCUCGCUUCGAGGCAAGCAACACUGAAGCAUGCAUGAGAGCAUCAGCUGUUCCGGAGGACUAUGUGAUCACCCUCUCCGUAGCCGAUGUGAGUAAGACUUUUUAGCAGGUCAACAUUCACAAGGCCAGACCGAUUACCAGGACGUGUACUCUGAGCAUGCGCUGACCAACUGGCAAGUGUCUUCUCUGACAUUUUCAACAUGUCCCUGACUGUGUCUAUAAUCCCAACAUGUUUCAAACAGACCACCAUAGUCCCUGUGCCCAAGAACACUAAGAUAACCUGCCUAAAUGACUACCGACCCGUAGCACUCACGUCUGUAGCCAUGAAGUGCUUUGAAAGGCUGGUCAUGGCUCACAUCAACACCAUUAUCCCAGAAACCCUAGACCCACUCCAAUUUGCAUACCGCCCCAACAGAUCCGCAGAUGAUGCAAUCUCUACUGCACUCCACACUGCCCUUUCCCACCUGGACAAGAGGAACACCUACGUGAGAAUGCUAUUCAUUGACUACAGCUCAGCGUUCAACACCAUAGUGCCCUCAAAGCUCAUCACUAAGCAAAGGACCCUGGGACUAAACACCUCCCUCUACAACUGGAUCCUGGACUUCCUGACGGGCCGCCCCCAGGUGGUAAGGGUAGGUAACAACACAUCUGCCACGCUGAUCCUCAACAUGGGGGUCCCUCAGGGGUGCGUGCUCAGUCCUCUCCUGUACUCUCUGUUCACCCAUGACUGCAUGGCCAGGCACGACUCCAACACCAUCAAUAAGUUUGCAGACGACACAACAGAGGUAGGCCUGAUCACCGACAACGAUGAGACAGCCUAUAGGGAGGAGGUCAGAGACCUGGCUGUGUGGUGCCAGGAUAACAACCUCUCCCUCAAUGUGAUCAAGACAAAGGAGAUGAUUGUGGACUACAGGGAAAAAAAGAGGACUGAGCACGCCCUCAUUUUCAUCGACGGGGCUGUAGUGGAGCAGGUUGAGAACUUGAAGACAGUAGUGAAGAGGGCACGACAAAGCCUAUUCCCCCCCUCAGGAGACUGAAAAGAUAUGGCAUGGGUCCUCAGAUCCUCAAAGUUCUACAGCUGCACCAUCGAGAGCAUCCUGACUGGUUGCAUCACUGCCUGGUAUGGCAACUGCUCGUCCUCCGACCGCAAGGCACUACAGAGGGUAGUGCGUACGGCCCAGUACAUCACUGGUGCCAAACUUCUUGCCAUCCAGGACCUCUAAACCAGGCGGUGUCAGAGGGAGGCCCUAAAAAUUGUCAAAGACUCCAGCCACCCUAUUCAUAGACUGUUCUCUCUGCUACCGCAUGGCAAGCGGUACCGGAGCGCCAAGUCUAGGUCCAAAAGGCUUCUUAACAGCAUCUACCCCCCCCCCCAAGCCAUAAGACUCCUGAACAGCUAAUCAUGGCUACCCAGACUAUUUGCAUUGUCCCCCCCAACCCACCCCAUCCCCUCUUUUACGCUGCUGCUAUUCUGUUUAUUAUCUAUGCAUAGUCACUUUAACUCUACCCACAUGUACAUAUUACCUCAAUUACCUUGACUAUAAUAAUAAUAUGCCAUUUACCAGUACGCUUUAUAAGCUUACUGUUGCAUUUUUUGUGUAUGGUGGCUCGGAUCGAACCCACUACUUUGCGUUACAAGCCCGUGCUCUACAGCUGACUACAGAAAAACCACUCCUAACCGUGGCCCCUGCACAUUUACUUCUUACCGUUACCCCCGUAUUAGCCUCAUAUUUGUUAUUUUAUUUUACUGUGCUCUUUAAGAUUUGUUACUUUUUGGUUUGUUACUUAGUACUAUUUAUACUUAAAACCGUAAAAAAAUAAAAAAACUUAGUGUUCAGGGCUUGUAAGUAAGCAUUUCACUGUAAGGUCUGCACCUGUUGUAUUCGGCGUAUGUAGCAAAUAAAAUUUUAUUUGAAUACUUAUGUAAAUAAGGUAUUUCUGUUUUCUAAAAACCUGUGUGCAAAGCUGUCAUCAAGGCAAAGGGUGGCUACUUUGAAAAAUCUAAAAUAUAUUUUGAUUUGUUUAACACUUUUUUUUGGUUACUACAUGAUUCCAUAUGUUAUUUCAUAGUUUUGAUGUCUUCACUAUUAUUCUACAAUGUAGAAAAUAGUAAAAAUAAAGAAAAACCCUUAAAUGAGUAGGUGUGUCCAAACUUUUGACUGGUAGUGUAUAUACGAACCCCGCUCUGCUCCUCAAAUGAAAACGUGUGGUGGGCAGGGUCGGCCCAGGCUGACCCCACCCACAGCCGAUACCGCGGCGAGGGGUUUCUCUAGCGGUUAGAGUGUUGGGCCAGUAACCGAAAGGUCGCUAGUUCGACUCCCCGAGCCGACAAGGUGCAAAAUCGGUCGAUGUGCCCUUGAGCAAGGCAAUUAACCCUAAUUGCUCCACGGUCACCGUUGAUAAUUGCAGACCCUGGCCGUGACCCCACUCUCCGAAGGUGUCUCGGGAGUGGGAUAUGCAAAAAACACAUUGUGAAAUAGGACAAAUGUAAGCACCUACCCAAAUUAUUAAUAUUAUAAAGUCCAUGGGUCCUGCUUUUUUCAAAGGCCUUCCUGUGUUCCAUGAAUGUACACAGUAUCUACUUUCACAACCAGCGGCAAGACAACAGCAGAAAUAAUAUUCUAUUGCGUACGUUGUCAGAAACAGCAAUUGUAUUGGAAUUCUUCCCAUUGCUUACCAUGGCAGUCUACCAUUAUAUAAUAAUCAGAACUCUUUAUGAUGUUGUACAUGGCACCGUUGUAAUCAUUGACCAUCAAAACAUCGGUGUAGACAUCAUCUUUUCUGUGUUUGGUUCAGGAGAUAUGACACAAAAUACAUGUUUUCGCUAUGGUGGAAUGGAAAAUGGCCGGCAGGAGGUGUUUCUGCGAUGGCUCCAUAUCUGAAAAUGUUCAGGGCCCCAAACAGUACAAGUGUAGUAAGUUUCAUGCUUUUAUGAAAAAGUGAACAUAUCACCUAAAAUUUGGUGCAUAUCUCCUGGACUAAUAUAAGAUCUGGUUGUAGCGAUAUUGAAGGGUUCAUAUUCUUCCCAUAGUAGGAAAGACGGUGUAGAAGAUUUGCUGGUGAAAAGAGACAAAAGGUGCUUGAUUUAUGCACAAUUAUUACUAAUGGAAACCAUUGUAUUUCCUCAGAUGGUCUCUUAUUCAAGUGUACUCUUAGCCAUCAGUAAGGUGAGUUUGGGCUCCUCUUUCUGUCACUCUGGCCAAUAACUGUCUGACUGCUACUAGACAUGCAUGCUUUCAUCGGUUGACAACUCUCUGACAUGCUCCUUUUUGUUUCCGAAGUUUGAUGACUUCUCCAGAGAGCUCUGCGUCAAGUCCCUGUUGGAGAUUAUGGACAUGUUCUGCCACCGUCUCAGGUACUGCACACUUGCUUUAUCCCGUCCCACUCCAAUCCUGUUAUAUUCUUCCUUCCUUUAAAUUUGGCAUUGGUGUUAUCCCUUGAAAAUGUUUCAUCCUGGCUCUGCCGAGAAAGAGAUGCAACCUGACAAAGAUGACACACCUUAUUUUUGAUUCUUUUAUUUAUUAAAUAUGGUUGAAGCACUAAUACAGUCGUAUGAAAAAGUUUGUGCACCCCUGACAAUUUCUAUGAUUUCCAUUUAUAAAUAAUUGGGUGUUUGGAUCAGCAGUUUCAUUUUGAUCUAUCAAAUAACUGAUGGACACAGUCAUAUUUCAGUAGUGAAAUGAGGUUUAUUGGAUUAACAGAAAAUGUGCAAUAUGCAUCAAAACGAAAUUAGACAGGUGCAUAAAUGUGGGCACCCCAACAGAAAAAUCACAUCAAUAUUUAGUAGAGCUUCUUUUGCUAAAAUAACAGCCUCUAGAUGCUUCCUAUAGCCUCUAAUGAGUGUCUGGAUGAAGGUAUUUUGGAACAUUCGUCCUUACAAAACAUCUCCACUUCAGUUAGGUUUGAUGGUUGCCGAGCAUGGACAGCCCGCUUCAAAUCAUCCCACAGAUUCUCAAUGAUAUUCAGGUCUGGGGACUGGGAUGGCCAUUCCAGAACAUUGUACUUGUUCCUCUGCAUAAAUGCCCAGGUAGAUUUUGAGCAGUGUUUUGGGUCGUUGUCUUGUUGAAAUAUCCAGCCCUGACGUAACUUCAACUUUGUGACUGAUUCUUCAACAUUAUUCCCAAGAAUCUGCUGAUAUUGAGUGGAAUCCAUGUGACCCUCAACUUUAACAAGAUUCCCAGUACCGGCACUGGCCACACAGCCCCACAGCAUGAUAGAACCCCCACCAAUUUUUACUGUGGGUAGCAAGUGUUCUUCUUGGAACGCUGUGUUCUUUUGCCGCCAUGCAUAACGCCCCUGGUUAUGACCAAAUAACUCAAUCUUUGUUUCAUCAAUCCACAGCACCUUAUUCCAAAAUGAAGCUGGCUUGUCCAAAUGUGCGUUUGCAUACCUCAAGCGACUCUGUUUGUGGCGCAUGUGCAGAAAAGGCUGCUUCCGCAUCACUCUCCCGUACAGCUUCUCCUUGUGCAAAGUGCGCUGAAUUGUUGAACGAUGCACAGUGACACCAUCUGCAGCAAGAUGAUGUUGUAGGUCUUUGGAGGUGGUCUGUGGGCUGUUUUUGACCGUUCUCACCAUCCUUCGCCUUUACCUCCGAUAUUUUACUUGGCCUGCUACUUCUGGCCUUAACAAGAACUGUGCCUGUGGUCUUCCAUUUCCUCACUAUGUUCCUCACAGUGGACACUGACAGCUUACAUCUCUGCGAUAGCUUUUUGUAGCCUUCCCCUAAACCAUAAUGUUGAACAAUCUUUGUUUUCAGGUCAUUUGAGAGUUGUUUUGAGGCCCCCAUGUUGCCACUCUUCAGAGGAGUGUCAAAGAGAACAACAACUUGCAAUUGGCCACCUUAAAUACCCUUUCUCAUGAUUGGAUGUACUUGUCUAUGAAGUUCAAGGCUUAAUGAGCUCACCAAACCAAUUGUGUGUUCCAAUUAAUCAGUGCUAAGUAGUUACAGGUAUUCAAAUCAACAGAAUGACAAGGGUGCCCACAUUUUUGCAUAGCCUAUUUUUCACAUCUGAUUUAAUUUCAUACAACUUAAUAUUGCUACACUAAAAAUCUUUGUCUGGACAAUACCCCAGUACUCAGCUUUUAUUAGAAAAUGAAUGGCAUGCCACUGUGAUCAUUUUCUGUGACGACAGAGUAAAUUAUUAUGCAAGCCUCAGAGGGGUGCCCAAACCUUUUCAUACGACUGUAGUUAUGAGUCUGCUGGUUGAAGGAUUAUCUCAGAGCGUCAGAGAGUGAGUGCAUUUCCGACAUCAAGUCACCUUUCACAUUGAAAAAUAAUACCCCAGAAUAAUCCCAAACAUCAAUUCUACCCCCAUCCACCCUCCAUCCCAGCUGCCACGGGAAGGCGGAGGAGUGCAUCGGGCUGUGCCGGGCCUUGCUGGGCGUGGUAGUGUGGCUCCUGACGGGCUGCGCCUGCUACUGCGAGAGGCUCAGGGAUCUGGGGCCGUCGGCCAGCACAGAAGCCAACCUGAGGGCCUGCCUGGAGAGGCUAAGGGAUUUGGUGAACAGCACGAAGAACAGGGCCCUGGUCCACAUCGCUCGCCUAGAGGACCAAGGUCAGUCAGGGGCUACGGAAUCUUCUAAGAGGUUUUCCUAUAACUACAUGCAGUUGGCUGCAUAUUAUUUUGAUAAAACUGAAAUCACAAUAUAUUAAUAUUGUUGUAGCAUUUGAUUUGAAUGAAUUUCAUUGGUAUGUUUGACUCCACAUCAUAUGAUAUGUUUCAAAAGCCUCCUGGACCAAUGUGGAGCAAGCUUUGCUCACAGUGACAGAGGGGCUCAGCAGUCUGACCAAUCAGACACUGAGAGGCAAGCUGGAGGAGUGUAUUUCAUUGGUGAAGAGGUGAGAAUGUAGCACUUAUGGGGUACAAGCUAAUGGCCUUGGUAAAUGGCAGUUUUUUUAUUAUCAUCUGACCUAUCUUCCCCCUUAGUAUUCCUACGAUGCUGUCCGAACAGUCAGAUCCCCCGCACCACUCGUUGUUCCCCUCGGUCCACGCCUUCAUCAUGCUGGAAGGAACCAUGAACCUGACAGGGGAGACCCAGCCACUGGUGGAGCAGCUGAUGAUGAUCAAGAGGAUGCAGGUGAGCCUUGUUUGGUCUAGAGUUAACGUAUGUAAAGCAUAUGCGACUUUCACUUUGAGUUGAGGGAAAUUGUAAUUCCGUUUACUUCCUGAAUUGACUGAAUUGAAAUGGAAUAUUGACCCCCAACCUUGGUGUGUUCCCCUGUGCAGCGUAUCCCUGUGCCACUCUUUGUGUUGGAGAUCUGGAAGGCGUGUUUCACUGGCCUCAUUGAGUCACCAGAGGGCACUGAGGAGCUCAAGUGGACCGCCUUCACCUUCCUUAAGGUACUUCUCACAAUGAAUGCCGGAUAAUUACACUACAUUCAUGUUUUAUUGUCCUUGGAGCAAGCAUUUGAAUGUGUUCUUUUCAUUUGAGCCCAUGAGAUGUCACCAUCUUACUGACGAUCCUCUCAUCUCUAGAUCCCCCAGGUUCUCCUCAGACUAAAGAAGUAUCCCCAGGGUGAGAAGGUACAGGUAUAGUACUGAGUUAUUCUCUCCUUACGUCCAUAAAAAUAAAUUGUUAUAAUAUCUGUUUUAAGUUUCUAUACCAGUAAUAAAUACAUUGGAAACAUGAAAGGGAUAAUCAACGAGGGGCUAUGCGUUCUGUGGAAAAUAAUAAACGACGACGCGUCAGCCGAGUGGAACUAACCAUCCACGGAGUUGCGUGAUUUUCCUGAGAACGCAUAGAGCCCCGAGUUCAUUAUCCCUUUUAUACCAAGGCUAUAAUUUAACACAUUUGACACUAGAAAUGUGUUCAACAUUCACUGAAGUAGCUAGCAAGUUUACUAGAUAGCUGCAAUAGUUGCCUUGCUAACCAAACAGACUUGCUAGCUUGGUUAAUCAAACCAUCAGUCCUAGCUUGCUAUUAUGAUAAUUGAAUUCAACAAUGCCAGUAAUGUUUUCAAUUCGACUUUUGCUUUGAAAAGCAGCUCAAACAUAGAACAUGUAAGAAUGAACUUCAUAGCCAUUGAAUUCUACCGUGUAUUAUAGGGAAAUAAUGCACGGUCUAGAACAGGGGAGGUACUGCAGGGAGUCUAAAUAAAUGAAACAAACAAAAAACAUUAUUGAAUACAGGGCUGCCAACUUUUGAAUGUCAUUGGCUCCACCCCUAGCUGGGGGGUAUGGGCAUCCCGUCCCAGGAAAAAUAAUCCGUUUUAAAGCCAAUUUCCUGCAAUUCAUAUUUUCACAUGGCCUAGGCCCAGGGUGGAAUAAAAUGUUUUAAAAAUCACAGGUCAAGUGUACAGUUGUGGUCGAAAGUUUUGAGAAUGACACAAGUAUUGGUCUUCACAAAGUUUGCUGCUUCAGUGUUAUGAGAUAUUUUUGUCAGAUGUUACUAUGGUAUACUGAAGUAUAAUUACAAGGAUUCCAUAAGUGUCAAAGGCUUUUCUUGACAAUUACAUUAAGUUUAUGCAAAGAGUCAAUAUUUGCAGUGUUCCUUCUUUUUCAAGACCUCUGCAAUCUGCCCUGGCAUGCUGUCAAUUAACUUCUGGGCCACAUCCUGACUGAUGGCAGCCCAUUCUUGCAUAAUCAAUGCUUGGAGUUUGCCAGAAUUUGUGGGUUUUUGUUUGUCCACCCGCCUCUUGAGGAUCGACCACAAGUUCUCAAUGGGAUUAAGGUCUGGGGAGUUUCCUGGCCAUGGACCCAGAAUUUUGAUGUUUUGUUCCCCGAGCCACUUAGUUAUCACUUUUGCCUUAUGGAAAGGUGCUCCAUCAUGCUGGAAAAGGCACUGGUCGUCACCAAACUGUUCUUGAAUGGUUGGGAGAAGUUGCUCUCGGAGGAUGUGGUGGGACCAUUAUUUAUUCAUGGCUGUGUUCUUAGGAGAAAUUGUGAGUGAGCCCACUCCCUUGGCUGAGAAGCAACCCCACACAUGAAUGGUCUCAGGAUGCUUUACUGUUGGCAUGACACAGGACUGAUGGUGUGCUCACCUUGUCUUCUCCGGACAAGCUGUUUUCCGAUGCCCCAAACAAUCGGGAAGGGGAUUCAUCAGAGAAAAUGACUUUACCCCAGUCCUCAGCAGUCCAAUCCCUGUACCUUUUGCAGAAAAUCAGUCUGUCCCUGAUGUUUUUCCUGGGGAGAAGUGGCUUCUUUGCUGCCCUUCUUGACACCAGGCCGUAUUUGCCUCACUGUGCGUGCACUCACACCUGCCUGCUGCCAUUCCUGAGCAAGCUCUGCACUGGUGGUGCCCCGAUCCCGCAGCUGAAUCAACUUUAGGAGAUGGUCCUGGCACUUGCUGGACUUUCUUGGGCGCCCUGACGCCUUCUUCACAACAAUUGAACCUCUCUCCUUGAAGUUCUUGAUGAUCCGAUAAAUGGUUGAUUUAGGUGCAAUCUUACUAGCAGCAAUAUCCUUGCCUGUGAAGCCCUUUUUGUGCAAAGCAAUGAUGACAGUUCCUUGCAGGUAACAUUUACAUUUACAUUUUAGUCAUUUAGCAGACACUCUUAUCCAGAGCGACUUACAAGAGCAAUUAGGGUUAAGUGCCUUGCUCAAGGGCACAUCGACAGAUUUUUCACCUAGUCGGCUCGGGGAUUAGAACCAGCGACCUUUCGGUUACUGGCACAAUGCUCUUAACCACUAAGCUACCUGCCGUAAUCAUGGUUAACAGAGGAAGCACCACCCUCCUUUUUAAAGCUUCCAGUCUGUUAUUCUAACUCAAUCAGCAUGACAGAGUGAUCUCCAGCCUUGUCUACGUCAACACUCACCUGUGUUAAUGAGAGAAUCACUGACAUGAUGGCAGCUGGUCCUUUUGUGGCAGGGCUGAAAUGCAGUGGAAAUGUUUUUUGGGGGAUUAAGUUAAUUUUCAUGGCAAAGAGGGACUUUGCAAUUAAUUGCAAUUCAUCUAAUCACUCUUCAUGACAUUCUGGAGUAUAUGCAAAUUGCCAUCAUCAAAACUGAGGCUACACUCAUUAAAGAAAGCUAGUGAUUUCAAAACGAUUUGGAGGCACAGUUGAAAAGUUAAAGCACUGAAUAUUAAUCAGAAAAUAAAAGCAGCAGGCCUACUUUUUCCAAUGCGUUAAAAAUAAGAGGUGUGGCGUGUGACCGUGUAAAGAGGGUCCAAUGCGUGUCUCACGCCCAAUGCGUGAAAGUUAGCAUCACUGUUGAAUAUUACUAACAACACAUUAAACUACUUUUGGCCAAGGGAUCCGUGGGAUAGGUUUAAAGUGUGUAAUACAAUACAACACAAUGUCAUAUUAUUAAUCUACAAUUGAUGUUCUUAGUCCUGGCAAACAUUGGCCUGGGAAGCUCACAUUGAUAUUGGUAUCCGCAGUACUUCACUAAUGAUCCAUUUGUGAAUUCAAUACUUUUAUAUUUUAAAUUUUUUACAUAAUUGCACUGUAAUUUAAACUUUAAAACUGCAAAGUUUUCUCUCUGCCUCGUGGCAAGAUGUGAAGAAUUGCAGGAUAUUAGCUUGAAAACGGCAACAUUUUCUCUUCGUUGCCAAGAGAUGGGCCUUUAAAAUGUUACUUCCCAGGGGCAAAACUUGUUUUUAUGGCCAUGCACUGCUGAAGUCAUAGUAAAACUCCUAUUUUUAUCUCACUCAAGUUUUGUUCUGAUUAUGAAGGGGUCGCUGAUGAAUUUGCUAUCACAAAAGUGGUCCCCGGCCCCCAACAUUUUGAGAACCUUUGCUCUAGAAUGCCCUUCCAGCCAAUCAGAAACUAGUAUUCAAAAAUACCAUGAUAUAAUACUCAAUAUUUAUUACCACUGAGUGAUAUGAAUGUAGGAUAGUGAAGAGUGCUGGUCUCUCUGUCUUGACAUGCAUUAUGGUCAAUCUGCAGCAGGACUUCAUGGAUGACGUGAACAUUGCCUUUGAGUACUUGCUGAAGCUCACACCACUGCUGGACAAGGCUGACCAGAGAUGCAAGUGAGUGAUACUGGAAAAGAGAACAGAGGAAGCAUAUUAUCAUGUUAUAAGCAUGUUUAUAACACUCUGACAGGUUAUAGAGUGUCUGACAAGCUUUUCACUCCAUGUCUGUUUUUUUUACAGCUGCGACUGUCUAAGUAUGCUACUGCAGGAGUGCAAUAAGCUGGGUCUCCUGUCGGACUCCAACACGACCAACCUCACUUCUAAACGGUACGGGUAGCCAUCCUGCCCCUUCAGAUGUGUAACAUCACUGGAAGAGAAUGAUACAGUAUAAAAUACAUCAAGUUUGGAGCUAAUAUCUGUCAUUCUGUCUCCUCUCACUCUUUCCUAUCACUACAUUACUCUUUCUCUCUUCGCCUGCCUGUCUGUCAGUGUUUCGCUCUCUCCCUCUGUCUCUCUUCUUCUCUCCCUGUUUCUCCCUUUCUUUCUCUAUCUGCAACCUUUUCUUUGAGGGCUGAGGAACAGGGAGUACGCUCCACGGCUAAAGACUGCAGAAAACGCCAACAUCCAGCCCAACCCAGGCCUCAUCCUGCGAGCCGAGCCCACUGUCACCAACAUCCUCAAGGUCCUCUUUCUCCCCAUUCCAACCCUACUUAACCUUACACAGCUUUACAGUCAGCAGGGUCAUGUUGUUCAAUAGGCAUGAAACGGGGAGGUUCUAUUUGAACUAGUCUAAUAGAAACGCUUGUUGUCAUUUUCCAUUGGAAAAUGUUUCGCUACGGUGUGCCCUAAUGAACGCGACGCUGACUUUGACCCUCUACUAUAGCCCUGAAUAAGUACGGAUGUUAGGACCGUUAGUUCACCUCAUAAUAAAGCUCUCCCAGAGCUCCAACUUUUGCUGAACGUCUUCCAAGUCACCCAUAUCACACUCUCAUUACUGUUUUCUAUGUCUGUCUUCUCCUGUUGUGUUAGACGGUGGACGCAGACCACUCCAAGUCUCCAGAGGGCCUGCUGGGGGUGCUGGGACACAUGCUGUCUGGGAAGAGCCUGGACCUCCUACUGGCUGCAGCCGCAGCCACGGGAAAACUAAAAUCCUUCGCCCGGAAGUUCAUCAAGUGAGACACACAUCAAGCCACUAAAAGUCAAUCAGGACUGUUCAAUACAAUUUAUUGACAGACUCAAACCAUAUUACUGUGGAGAGAAUUUUAAAGGGCAAAAUGGGAAAAUCUACAUGAUGUAAGAGGGACACAAUGUUUAAUGGAGAUGAUUUAUUGAUGCUCUGUCUUUGCUUCUCAGGCUGAAUGAGUUUCCGAAGCACAUCAGUGGAGAAGGAUGUGAGUACAUGAGUGUUGCUGAGUAUGGGACUUUUUGAAUAACAUUAACGUUAGGGACUUGCUGGGUGUGGGAGUUUUUGAAACAGAUUUGAUAUUGACAUUGGGGACUAUUUGUUCUACCUCGUUGUAGCCAAGUCUGCCUCGGUGCGAGCCCUGCUGUUCGACAUAUCCUUCCUCAUGUUGUGUCACGUGGUGCAGACCUACGGAUCAGAGGUUGGUCUCACACCUAGUACUAAUGCUAUCUAUGUAAGUAUUCUAGGUCCGUAUUCAGAAAGUGUCUCAGAGCAGGAGAGCUGAACUAGGGUCAGGUCCCCCUUGUCAGGUCCCCCCUUGCACUUCUCCUGUAGAUUUUGCAUCAUUGUCCUGCUCUUUCAGCACAACUCCACUAGGUGGCCAAACACCCAAUAGCUUUCUGCUUGUGCUAUCUGACUGGCACAGCUGCAAUGUCUUUGCAACAUUCAUAUGAUGUUACAUAAGCUUAAUGGUCAGAACCUGGCCCUCAUAUAAAUUGAUAUAAUAUUUCCCACUCCAUAUUAUUAUAUGAUAUGAAUCUAUGUUGUGACCCAUCCAGGUGAUCCUGUCGGAUCCCAGCCCCUCAGGGGAGACCCCGUUCUUUGAGACGUGGCUGCAGACCUGCAUGCCAGAAGAGGGCAAGACCCUGAACCCAGACCACCCCUGCUUCAGGCCUGAGUCUGGCAAGGUGGAGAGCCUGGUGGCCCUCCUCAACAACUCCUCUGAGAUGAAGCUAGUGUGAGUGAUGGGUUCUAUCUUUGACUCUAGGGUCAGAAUCGGAGUGGAAUUCAGUGUUUCUCAGCUGCUGAGUUAAAAAACAAAACAAAGGAAGAAGUCCAGGCUAUGGUUGAAAUGUUGUCCGCCAUGUUCAAAUGUAUUUUUUGAGGAGCAUAAUUUAAACCAGUGGGGAAAAAACAUUAUUUAAACUGGAGUCCUUUCUGCACCAUCUCUUUUCUUUCCUUAAAUCAAUUUAUUGGCAUGACUCAUUAUUUUCCUGAAGCUAUACCGAUUGUUAUCUACUGCUGUGUGUCAGUCAGAUGAAGUGGCACGAGAUCUGCCUCAGCACGCCGGCGGCCAUCUUGGAGGUGUUGAACGCCUGGGAGAACGGCGUGCUGUCUGUGGAGGCCGUGCAGGUGAGUCCAGUAUUAUGUGUCACAGUCUAUUUUGUCCUACUUUGCGCUCAAUACGACGUAGUCAGUGAACCGUUGAAUCAAAGAAGUCAACUUGCUCUUGCCAUAGUGGAAAAUGAGUGGUCAUAGCGUGUAGGUCUAAAUGACACUGCUGACAUAAUGGUUAGAGGUUGCGUGUAUUACAUUUUUAUUAUCUUCCUCAUUUAAACCAUUCAUAAAGUUAAUUCAUUUGUCGUACAUGUGCAGAGUUCACACACUCGUCUUCCCCUCUUCUCCUUCCCCCCCCCCCCCCCCCCCCCCCCCCCCCCCGAGGGUAGAAGAUAACAGACAACAUCAAGGGCAAGGUAUGCAGCAUGGCUAUCUGUGCUGUGGCCUGGCUGGUAGCCCAUGUGAGGAUGCUGGGGCUGGAUGAGAGGGAGAAGCCCCAGACCAUGAUCCGCCAGCUCAUGACCCCGCUGUACGGGGAGAACACUCUGCAGUUCUACAAUGAACGGUACACACACUAGACCUGGGUUAAAAUACAGUGCCUUCGGAAAGGAUUCAGACCCAUUGACUUUUUCCACAUUUUGUUAUGUUACAGCCUUAUUCUAAAAUAGAUUAAAUAAAUAAAAAUCCUCAGCAAUCUACACACAAUACCCCAUAAUGACAAAGUGAAAACAGGUUUUUAGAAAUUUUUGCAGAUGUAUAAAUACAAUAAAACGGUAAUACCUUAUUUACAUAAGUGUUCAUACCCGUUGCUAUGAGAGUCGAAAUUGAGCUCAGGUGCAUCCUGUUUCCAUUGUUCAUCCCUGAGAUGUUUCUACAACUUGAUUGGAGUCCACCUGUGGUAAAUAAAAUUGAUUGGACAUGAUUUGGAAAGGCACACACCUGUGUAUAUAUAUGGUCCCACAGUUGAAAGUGCAUGUCAGAGCAAAAAGCAAGCCAUGAGGUCGAAGGAAUUGUCCGUAGAGCUCUGAGACAGGAUUGUGUCGAGGCACAGUUCUGGGGAAGGGUACCAAAACAUUUCUGCAGCAUUGAAGGUCCCCAAGAACACAGUCACCUCCAUCAUUCUUAAAUGGAAGAAGUUUGGAAGCACCAAGACUCUUCCUAGAGCUGGCCUCCCGGCCAAACUGCGCAAUCGGGGGUGAAGGGCCUUGGUCAGGGAGGUGACCAAGAACCCAAUGGUCACUCUGACAGAGCUCUAGAGUUCCUCUGUGGAAAUGGGAAAACCUUCCAGAAGGACAACCAUCUCUGCAACACUCCACCAAUCAGGCCUUUAUGGUAGAGUAGCCAGACGGAAGCCACUCCUCAGUAAAAGGCACAUGACAGCCCGCUUGAAAUUUGCCAAAAGGCACCUAAAGACUCUCAGACCAUGAGAAACAAGAUUCUCUGGUCUGAUGAAACCAAGAUUGAACUCUUUGGCUUGAAUGCCAAGCGUCACAUCUGGAGGAAACCUGGCACCAUCCCUACGGUGACGCAUGGUGGUGUACAGAGAGAUCCUUGAUGAAAACAUGCUCCAGAGCUCUCAGGACCUCACACUGGGGUGAAGGUUCACCUUCCAACAGGACAAUGACCCUAAACACACAGCCAAGACAACGUUGGAGUGGCUUCGGGACAAGUCUCUGAAUGUCCUUGAGUGGCCCAGCCAGAGCCUGCCUGGACUUGAACCCGAUUGAACAUCUCUGGAGAGACCUGAAAAUAGCUGUGCAGCGACGCUCCCCAUCCAACCUGACAGAGCUUGAGAGGAUCUGCAGAGAAGAAUGGGAGAAACUCUCCUAAUACAGGUGUGCCAAGCUUGUAGCGUCAUACCCAAGAAGACUUGAUGCUGUAAUCGCUGCCAAAGGUGCUUCAACAAAGUACUGAGUAAAGGGUCUGAAUACCUAUGUAAAUGUGAUAUGUAAGUUCUUUAUUUUUAAUAAAUGAGCAAACAUUUAUCAAAUUGUUUUCUUUGUCAUUAUGGGGUAUUGUGUGUAGAUUGAUGAGGGGGAAAAAAACAAUUUAAUCAAUUUUAGAAUAAGGCUGUAACGUAACAAAAUGUGGAAAAAGUCAAGGGGUCUGAAUACUUUAUUUGUUAUUUAAAUACUUAUUUUCUGUGUAUUAGUAUUUUCUUAUGUGCCCCGAAUCAACUACUUCUAUUGGAAGUAUUUUCAAAUAAUUACCUAUACAUUUUCAAAUACUUAUUUCAAAUACAAAUACUAUUUUCAAAAACCUCGGUUAAAUGUAUGGGAGUGUAUUUUCAAAUGCAUGCCAAUACUUUCCAAGUGCAUUUCCAAAUGCAUUCCAAUAUUCAACUACUUGUCUUUUUAAAUAUAACAUAUCUGAAUACUUACUUCGAAAAGUAUGUGAAAGUAAUUGAUAUAUUUGAAAUAGUAUUUGAACCAAGGUCUGACACACAUACAGCUCGCUCUACACAUGCACUGCCGCUGGACAAUGUUUUUCAACAACCAAAGCAUUAGCCUGAUUGUUUAGCCUUAGUGUUCAAACCGCUUCACAUCGUAACCAGGCAACUCGCAUAAUUCACCACCAGUGUAUAGCAACCAGACUGAAAAUCACAUGAGCACAAGACUCAUUAACCCUUCAUCUCUCCCUCCCUCCCCAGGGUGGUGAUCAUGAGUUCCAUCCUGGAGAACAUGUGUGCUGACGUGUUCCAGCAGACAGGCCUGGCACUGCGGCCGCCCAUGGAGGGCCAGGAGCCCAUCCCCUACCGCAACCUGCUCUCGGCCAAGGAGCCCAUCCACGAAGCCCUCCGCAAGCAAUUCCGUUCGGUGCUGUGGAAGGGCUGGGUGGACAGUGGCGCACUACACCUCUUUGAGAGCCUGCUGCACACAGGAGGGGUGUUCUGGUUCACCAACAACCUGGUCAAGGUUAGUGAAUGUUAUGAGAGGGGGCGGGGGCGGUUGGCCUAUACGGCAGUGGAGUUACUGUACUUUGGUAUUUUGGAAACCUUGCAAGGUGACAAUGGGCUACGAUUUCUUUUGAUGUGUUUUCACGCCUACAAGAUUUUCAUCAAAGAUGUAGCACUAGUUAAACAUGUUUAUGCUGAAUGUCUUUUAGCACAAUAUGGAUUAUACACCUUAUUUUCUACUUUUAGACAAAAGUAGAAAAUAAUUCCCUGGUAAUCAAAUAGCCUAUUAGCAAGCAAAGCUAAACUAGUUUUGACUAAUGUUAUUAUUAUUAUUAUAAUAUUAUUAAUGCGGAUGCACUUAAUUUACAAAUCAAAUGGAAAGAAGUGAAGUCAUUUCUGUCCUCCAUAACUCAAUAAAGAUGGCAUGGCACACCUACAGUGGCUUGCGAAAGUAUUCACCCCCCCUUGGCAUUUUUCCUAUUUUGUUGCCUUACAACCUGGAAUUAAAAUUUAUUUUUGGGGGUUUGUAUCAUUUGAUUUACACAACAUGGCUACCACUUUGAAGAUGCAAAAUAUUUUUUGGGGUGAAACAAACAAGAAUUAAUACAAAAAAACAGAACUUGAGCGUGCAUAACUAUUCACCCCCCCCAAGUCAAUACUUUGUAGAGCCAACUUUUGCAGCUGCAAGUCUCUUGGGGUAUGUCUCUAUAAGCUUGGCACAUCUAGCGACUGGGAUUUUUGCCCAUUCUUCAAGGCAAAACUGCUCCAGCUCCUUCAAGUUGGAUGGGUUCCGCUGGUGUUCAGCAAUUCUUUUUGCGCCAGACAUAGCGUUUUCCUUGAUGGCCAAAAAGUUCAAUUUUAGUCUCAUCUGACCAGAGUACCUUCUUCCAUAUGUUUGUGGAGUCUCCCACAUGCCUUUUGGCAAACACCAAUCGUGUUUGCUUAUUUCUUUCUUUAAGCAAUGGCUUUUUUCUGCCCACUCUUCUGUAAAGCCCAGCUCUGUGAAGUGUACGGCUUAAAGUGGUCCUAUGGACAGAUACUCCAAUCUCUGCUGUGGAGCUUUGCAGCUCCUUCAGGGUUAUCAUUGGUAUCUUUGUUGCCUCUGAUUAAUGCCCUCCUUGCCUGGUCCGUGAGUUUUGGUGGGUGGCCUUCUCUUGGCAUGUUUGUUGUGGUGCCAUAUUCUUUCAAUUUUUUAUAAUGGAUUUAAUGGUGCUCCGUGGGAUGUUCAAAGUUUCGGAUAUUUUUUUAUAACCCAACCCUGAUCUGUACUUCUCCACAACUUUGUCCCUGACCUGUUUGGUAGAGCUCCUUGGUCUUCAUGGUGCCGCUUGCUUGGUGGUACCCCUUGCUUAGUGGUGUUGCAGACUCUGGGGCCUUUCAGAACAGGUGUAUAUAUGCUGAGAUCAUGUGACACUUUAUUUAACUAAAUAUGUGACUUCUGAAGGUAAUUGGUUGCACCAAAUCUUACUUAGGGGCUUCAUAGCAAAGGGGGUGAAAACAUACAGUGGGGAGAACAAGUAUUUUAUACACUGCCGAUUUUGCAGGUUUUCCUACUUACAAAGCAUGUAGACGUCUGUAAUUUUUAUCAUAGGUACACUUCAACUGUGAGAGACGGAAUCUAAAACAAAAAUCCAGUAAAUCACAUUGUAUGAUUUUUAAGUAAUUAAUUUGCAUUUUAUUGCAUGACAUAAGUAUUUGAUACAUCAGAAAAGCAGAACUUAAUAUUUGGUACAGAAACCUUUGUUUGCAAUUACAGAGAUCAUACGUUUCCUGUAGGUCUUGACCAGGUUUGCACACACUGCAGCAGGGAUUUUGGCCCACUCCUCCAUACAGACCUUCUCCAGAUCCUUAAGGUUUCGGGGCUGUCGCUGGGCAAUACGGACUUUCAGCUCUCUCCAAAGAUUUUCUGUUGGGUUCAGGUCUGGAAACUGGCUAGGCCACUCCAGGACCUUGAGAUGCUUCUUACGGAGCCACUCCUUAGUUGCCCUGGCUGUGUGUUUCGGGUCGUUGUCAUGCUGGAAGACCCAGCCACGACCCAUCUUCAAUGCUCUUACUGAGGGUAGGAGGUUGUUGGCCAAGAUCUCGCGAUACAUGGCCCCAUCCAUCCUCCCCUCAAUACGGUGCAGUCGUCCUGUCCCCUUUGCAGAAAAGCAUCCCCAAAGAAUGAUGUUUCCACCUCCAUGCUUCACGGUUGGGAUGGUGUUCUUGGGGUUGUACUCGUCCUUCUUCUUCCUCCAAACACGGCGAGUGGAGUUUAGACCAAAAAGCUAUUUUUGUCUCAUCAGACCACAUUACCUUCUCCCAUUCCUCCUCUGGAUCAUCUAGAUGGUCAUUGGCAAACUUCAGACGGGCCUGGACAUGCGCUGGCUUGAGCAGGGAGACCUUGCGUGCGCUGCAGGAAUUUUAUCCAUGAUGGCGUAGUUUUUUACUAAUGGUUUUCUUUGAGACUGUGGUCCCAGCUCUCUUCAGGUCAUUGACCAGGUCCUGCCGUGUAGUUCUGGGCUGAUCCCUCACCUUCCUCAUGAUCAUUGAUGCCCCACAAGGUGAGAUCUUGCAUGGAGCCCCAGACCAAGGUUGAUUGACCGUCGUCUUGAACUUCUUCCAUUUUCUAAUAAUUGCGCCAACAGUUGUUGCCUUCUCACCAAGCUGCUUGCCUAUUGGCCUGUAGCCCAUCCCAGCCUUGUGCAGGUCUACAAUUUUAUCCCUGAUGUCCUUACACAGCUCUCUGGUCUUGGCCAUUGUGGAGAGGUUGGAGUCUGUUUGAUUGAGUGUGUGGACAGGUGUCUUUUAUACAGGUAACGAGUUCAAACAGGUGCAGUUAAUACAGGUAAUGAGUGGAGAACAGGAGGGCUUCUUAAAGAAAAACUAACAGAUCUGUGAGACCCGGAAUUCUUACUGGUUGGUAGGUGAUCAAAUACUUAUGUCAUGCAAUAAAAUGCAAAUUAAUUACUUAAAAAUCAUACAAUGUGAUUUUCUGGAUUUUUGUUUUAGAUUCCACCUCUCACAGUUGAAGUGUACCUAUGAUAAAAAUUACAGACCUCUACAUGCUUUGUGGACCUGCAUUAUUUCUUCCAGCUGUUUGCUGACCUGAAAAACGAGAGCCAGAAAGAAGAUGAGGAGCCGCUUACUCAUCUUCUUUCAAGUAGGAAAACCUGCAAAAUCGGCAGUGUAUCAAAUACUUGUUCUCCCAACUGUAUGCACGCACCACUUUUCCGUUAUUUAUUUUUUAGAAUUUUUUGAAAAAAUUAAUUUUUUUAAUUUCACUUCACCAAUUUGGACUAUUUUGUGUAUGUCCAUUACAUGAAAUCCAAAUAAAAAUCAAUUUAAAUUACAGGUUGUAAUGCAACAAAAUUGAAAAAACGCCAAAGGGGAUGAAUACUUUUGCAAGGCACUGUACAUUAAGUUAUUAAGUAUACUUUUUUAAAUGUAACUAAGAAAAAUCCCUUCGCUUUAUGUUUUCAAAGAGUAAAACAUCCAUUUAUUAUUAAAUGAAAAUAAAAUAGAUAUUUCUGAACAUGUAGUGUGACCAUCAAAUGUUGUGUCUUAGGUCGUAUCUCCUGUAUUGUAUGCACUGCAGCAGAAAUGUCCUCUACUCUCCUUGCAGUAGUGGGACAGGGGUGUUCACUUCAGUCUAUAGAGUAGGCUUGGUUGUUAUCCAGACUUUCAUAUACCUGGAUUUAGCGGCAUAGCACAAAGGCCCUCUAUUACCAGAAUGCUAACAACAUUAGCACAAGCUAAUAACGAAAUCACAUAGAUGCUGUUAGCUAAAUGCUAACAUGCAAAAACAAACUUAAUUGCUAAGACCAGGCAAAUCCAGCUCAUAAAGUUAUACAAGCAUAGAUUGUAGCUACCCAAUGUCAUUUUCUGUGAUUGUGGACAGUUAUAAACAAAAGUGAAUGAGAGAAAUUGUGCAAAUGAACAAAGUUGUAAUGCAUGCUUUUCUGAAGGAAGAUCAGCGUGUGUACACAGAGCAGAUGGGAGUAGAACAGAAGAAAAAAACGCUAGUAGGAAACACAGGAAAAAAAUGGCAGAUAUCUGAUGGCAAACAUUUAGUACUUAAUUGCAUACAAGUGUAACUUCAUCACCUUAUGUGCGCCGCACAGCGUUGAUAGAUAUAGAAGGCUAUGGACUCUCAAACUCGCUUUCUCCCUUUGCUAUUUACAAAGAAACAUGUGACUGGCUCAACUGUUCUAGGGAACUACGGUAAGUUUCAUAAUUUAAACUAAUGUGACAGGUGAAAUGAAGUACGCAAUCUGCUUAACUUCUAAGGUAUUGCACAAGUUGACUGCAGGUAAUAACUUAAAGUAACUACAAGUAUUACAAUUUAUUGAUGGUAUUUACAGUAUUGAAAAACUAUCCCGUGGCUUUUUCCAAAUAUCCUGGUAUACGAUAUACCGCCCAAGCCUACUAUAGAGCCUGGCCCCUCUCCCCUGGGCCCCUCACCGGUCCAGACCGAUGAGUAAGCGCCUCCUCAUCUUUUUCUGGCUCUCGUUCUUCAGGUCAGCAAACAGCUGGAAGAAAUAAUGCAGGUCCAUGUUCAUCUGGAGCAUGUUGGCUCUCAUUAGGUUGAUGAUGGACAGGCAGCGCUCCCAGAAGAUCUCCCUGGAGCUCUCCACCAGGAAGGGUCUCAGUGGGUAGGAGGUCUCGUUGCCCAUGUAGGAGCAGGUCAGGUAGAGGCAGGUGAUCACCACAGCCUGCAGCUGGUGCUCGGUGGCUGCCUCGGAGGAGACCACCUUGCGGCACAGCAUGUAGACAAACACCACGUUGGCUGGGCUGAGGAUGUUCUGAUUCCCCCAAUCGUGGUCGAGCAGGAAGCGUUCCACGCUCUGCAGCCACAGCCCUAGGUCGUUGGGGACAGGUUCAGUAGCCGGUAGCAGUGACGACACAGGAACUCACCAAGGAAGCGCAGCAGCUCGCUGGUGGAGUAUGGAGGGUAUAAGGUGUGUAUCAAUCCAUUCCUCAUUCCUAAUUUCUAUGUGUGACUCAGGAGCUGCUGAAGGAGACUCGCCAGGAGUGGGCCAACCGGGUGGUGGAGCUGCUCUACAGCAUCUUCUGCCUGGACACCCAGCAGAUCACUCUCACCCUGCUGGGCCACAUCCUGCCCAACCUGCUCACAGACUCGGCCCACUGGCACAGCCUGGCAGACCCGCCCGGCAAGGCCUUGGCUAAGUAAGACUGAGUCCUCCUAGUGUAUGCUCUCGGGUUCUCAGUGACAAUGUUAUGUCUUUCCCAUGUGCUAGCUAGCUAAAUCAUAGGGACUGUAUAUUGCUAGCUACCUGGCUUAAUAGGUGACUGUAGGGGCCAGUUUCCAGAACACAGAUUAGGCCUAGUCCUGAAAAGGGCAGUGAGUCAGUGGUUCCUGCGCCACAUGCAAUUUGCUUUGUAGUUGUUGAAAGACUGUUUUGAUAUUUCUAUAUGAUCAAUCCAUAAAUAAUCUAGACCUACAUUCAACAGUAUCUCUUGUGCUUUUGACACUGAUUUCACAUGUCUAUUUCACAUGAUAUGCCUAUAUACUUAUAACCACUAGGCUAAUAUAUAAUCACAUUUUUCUUUCUAUUAUUUAAUUAACCUACAGUGAGGGAAAAACGUAUUUGAUCCCCUGCUGAUUUUGUACAUUUGCCCACUGACAAAGAAAUGAUCAGUCUAUAAUUUUAAUGGUAGGUUUAUUUGAACAGUGAGAGACAGUUGGUGGUGUAUAUUAACUAAUAUACAGUACAUGGGUUCUAACUUGAAGUAUUUGUUAGUUUACAAUUGUACAAUUUAUGCUCCCCGCAUAUAAAAACCACGAAGACUGCCGGAAAGCCCCGAACGCAAGAUUGUAAUAUCUUUGACUCACACGGUGGAGGAACAUAUUGCCUGUAGCCUACUUUUUAGUAUGGAAAACGGCUGUGAGGAUUUUUGUACAAUAUUCACAACAUAUUGACAUAACUAUAGAAUACAAAUCUAAUUUAAUCAAUUACUUGUGGAAAUACGUAUUUGAGUGACCAUUAGAAAGCCAGCAGCAGAUGAAACAAAGUAAAUUCUCUCCUCUCCCUCUCCCCGGUUUUAGCUUGUGGUUAUCACCAUCUAGCUGGCUAGGUUUAGGAUAUUUACUAGCCCAUACCAGUAACAAACUUAGCUAUGUUAUCGACAUAUGGCAGUACACAAACAAAAUCAAGCUCACUUACUUUGCCAGCUAGAAAGAAAUAGCCAUAAAUUCAUUCAGAAAUGGAGGAAGAGGAUAGCUAACUAUAGCAAUUCGCCCACCUCAUUCUCACGAAUUUAUCCCACUUUUUACAAAGUUUUUAAUUUGUGUGACGCUGUCGGCGGGGUGUUAUGGGAUUGUUUCCGAAGUUAGAGCUGAUUUUGGAGAACCUCAAACCCAACUUUUAGAACAACAUGAUAUAACAAUUGAUUGUCAUUUGAGAAUGUUUUCUUGGGGUGCUCUAAGUUACUAUUAUAUGCGUUUCUGGCAUUGAGAAAUAGGUGCUAUACUCCCUUUAAGUCCUUACUGUGAUUUGUUUUAAUUAAAGAUGGUCAAUAAGAAACAAAAAUAGCUUCUUAGCAAAGAGCAAUUUCUCAAGCAAGAAUUUAGCUAGGACUGUCUGGGAGUGGUCUGAGUGGGGAGGGGAAAACUGAAACUAGCUGUUAUUGGCAGAGAGGUUUGGAACUCUCUUUCUUAUUGGUUUAUUAACUAAUUUACCGCCUGGUGAUGUCUCCAGGCAGGCCAAAACUCCAUCCCACCAAAACAGGCAAAAAUGUCAGGCGGCCUUUUCAAACAGCUCUUAAACUAAAAGGGCAUUAUCCUGAUUUUCACAGUAUUAUUCCAACCUCAUAUUAUGGAAAUAUAUAGAAAACAUAGGAAAAUCAUGUUUUUGACUGAAUUAAUACCUACUGAGCUGGGAGUUUUUUGUUAUUGUCUUAAAACAGGUUUUAACAGUAUUCCUAGGACCUUUUCUGAGACGCUUUGUGGAUACUUCUCCAGGACUAGGCUUCAUCUUUGCCUUGGAAGCUGGCCCUAGUUAUACAUCUUCCCUGUACAGUAUAUAUGUAAUGAAUUACUGAAUAAAUAGGUUUUUCCUGAAUCUUAUUUUAACAAAUGUAUUCCUCUUCUCUGCAUCUUUACAGUUUUGGUUUUGGCUGUGUUCCAUUGUUGAUGUCCAGUUGAGAGUCUUGUCCUCUUGUUCUCCAGGCUGUCUGUAUGGUGUGCUCUCAGCUCCUUCUCCACUCACCACAAAGGCCAGGCCUCAGCUCGACAACGCAAGAGGCAGCGGGAGGAUAUAGAGGUAACAACACAGACAAACAAAUCCAUUUAUUUAAAGUGCAUUUAAUAAAGUCACAACACACUAUAUUGUCAUGUUUCCCCAGUGCUAUGGGUAAUGUAGUCUAACAUGCCUCUCGUUAACCCCAGGACUACAGUAGCUUGUUCCCUCUGGACGACACGCAGCCCUCCAAGCUCAUGCGUCUGCUCAGCUCCAACGAGGACGAGCCGGUGGUCCUCUCUAGUCCAGGUCAGUUUGCUGUUCUCUGGUGUCAAAGAAAGUACAUCAGCGGAAGGUUCAGUGAGCAAACCUUUUGAAUGUUGCAAAUAAAACAUUUAUGAAUAGAGCUGAUAUGGUUCCUUAUUCUACAUGUCAGAGAGGCAUGUUUGUUCCCAGCAUCAUAUAUUUCUAUCUGAAAUGUUCCACAACUUUAUGCCUGCUGAAUGCAGCCCUGCAUACAUAUAAAGAUAAUAGGUGAUGGUAUUAUUGUUAUAUUCUGCUCAAUGCAGGAGAGCGCAAGUUUCAAAAGUCUCUUUGUGACGUUGUGAAUAUACUGUGUCUUUUCAUGUGACAUCCCCAUUUAAUUAGGGGAUGAAUGCCUUCAACCAGAUUCCAUGAAGGUUUUUAAGACAGAGUAAGGUUAUGAACCCCCGUCAAAAGCAAGUAGACAAGUUCUCUCAACCAAAUGACAGGCGUACGCAAAUGAGCUUGCGUCUGAGCCUUCCAAGCGUUGUAAGACUUUUGUAAAAUACUGUCUUCGGAACCUCACUUUGUCAGCAAGUUGACUGUUGCACGGCUCAUGGUUCAUCAAAGCUUUUGUUAUUUUGUAAUAAUUCAGUGCUCAACAAUAACAACCGUCUUCAUGUCGAAAGAAAAAGGGUGACUUUUUUCCCCUGAUGUCACUAGGGUGAUUAUGACAUUAGUAAAAACACCACUAGUGUAAGCGUAAUUAAACUAAUUAGUGUCAGGUAGAAACCCAAUGUGCAAAAAGGGGGUGUAGCGGGACAUUUUGGGCAAACACACACUUUAAGAGUAGUGGAGGGAAAAAAGUAAUUUAGAAACUUGUCUUGACUUGAAAUAGGAGGGAGUGUCCUUAAAGACUCACUCCAGUGAUAAGCAUUUCACCAGUCCUUUUUAUGGGAAUGGCGCCGGAGGAGAUGGCUGCCGUUUUGCGGGCUCCUAACCAAUUGUGCAAUUGUGUGUGUGUGUGUGUGUUUUCGCAUUAUUUGUAACUUAUUUUGUACAUAAUGUUUCUGCCGCCGUCUCUUUAUGACCGAAAAGAGCUUCUGGAUAUCAGGACUGAGAUUACUCACCUUGUACUGGACGAAGAUUGUUUCUUUAACGAGUCGGACGCAAAGGAUUUACUUCAGACACCCGACAAGGCCCAAAUCGCCGUCAUUCGCAGGAGAAAGAGACUGAGAUAUCAGGGACGUAGGUCGGGGUGCCUUGUCAGGAUCCAACGGCGAGUGGGUAAUCUGCCUCUACCAUCAGUCAUGAUAAGCUGUAGACCACACUAUUUACCUAGAGAGUUUUCAUCAAUAUUUUUCGUAGCUGUCUAUUUACCACCACAAACCGAUGCUGGCACUAAGACCGCACUCAAUGAGCUGUAUAAGGCCAUAAGCAAACAGGAAAACACUCAUCCAGAGGCGGCGCUCCCAUUGGCCGGGGACUUUAAUGCAUGGAAACUUAAAUCCAUUUUACCUCAUUUCUGUGCAGCCAGAGAAUUCUAGACCACCUUUACUCCACACUAGAGAUGUGUACAAAGCUCUCCCUCGCCCUCCAUUUGGCAAAUCUGACCAUAAUUCUAUCCUCCUGAUUCCUGCUUACAAGCAAAAACUAAAGCAGGAAGCACUGUCAAUAAAGAAGUGGUCAGAUGACGCAGAUGCUAAGCUACAGGUCUGUUUUACUGGCACAGACUGCAAUAUGUUCCGGGAUUCUUCCGAUGGCAUUGAGGAGUACACCACAUCAGUCACUGGCUUCAUCAAUAAGUGCAUUGAUGAUGUUGUCCCCACAGUGACCAUACGUACAUACUCCAACCAGAAGCCAUGGAUUACAGGCAACAUCCGCACUGAGCUAAAGGCUAGAGAUGCCGCUUUCAAGGAGCGGGACUCUAACCCGGACGCUUAUAAGAAAUCCCACUAUAACCUCCGACGAACCAUCAAACAGGCAAAGCGUCAAUACAGGGCUAAGAUUGAAUCGUACUACUCCGGCUCCGAUCCUCGUCGGAUGUGGCAGGGCUUGCAAACUAUUACAGACUACAAAGGGAAGCACAGCCGCGAGCUGCCCAGUGACACGAGCCUACCAGACGAGCUAAAUUACAUCUAUGCUCGCUUCGAGGCAAGCAACAAUGAAGCAUGCAUGAGAGCAUCAGCUGUACCUGACUGAGUCUGUAAUACCAACAUGUUUCAAGCAGACCACCAUAGUCCCUGUGCCCAAGAACACUAAGGUAACCUGCCUAAAUGACUACAGACCCGUAGCAGUCACAUCUGUAGCCAUGUGAGUGUAGCUUUGAAAGGCUGGUCAUGGCUUACAUCAACACCAUUUUCCCAGAAACCCUAGACCCACUCCAAUUUGCAUACCGCCCCAACAGAUCCACAGAUAAUGCAAACUCUAUUGCACUCCACACUGCCCUUUCCCACCUGGACAAAAGGAACACCUACGUGAGAAUGCUAUUCAUUGACUACAGCUCAGCGUUCAACACCAUAGUGCCCUCAAAGCUCAUCACUAAGAUAAGGACCCUGGAAGACACAACAGUGGUAGUCCUGAUCAACGACGAGACAGCAUAUAGGGAGGAGGUCAGAGACCUGGCCGUGUGGUGCCAGGAUAACAACCUCUCCAUCAACGUGAUCAAGACAAAGGAGAUGAUUGUGGACUACAGGAAAAGGAGGACCGAGCACGCCCCCAUUCUCAUCGACAGGGUUGUAGUGGAGCAGGUUGAGAGCUUGAAGUUCCUUGGUGUCAACAUCGCCAACAAACUAUCAUGGUCCAAACACACCAAGACAGUCGUGAAGAGGGCACGACAAAGCCUAUUCCCCCUCAGGAGACUGAAAAGAUUUGGCAUGGGUCCUCAGAUCCUCAGAAGGUUCUACAGCUGCACCAUCGAGAGCAUCCUGACUGGUUGCAUCGCUGCCUGGUAUGGCAACUGCUCGGCCUCCGACCGCAAGGCACUACAGAGGGUAGUGCGUACGGCCCAGUACAUCACUGGGGCCAAGCUUCCUGCCAUCCAGGACCUCUAUACCAGGCGGUGUCAGAGGAAGGCCCUAAAAAUUGUCAGACUCCAGCCACCCUAGUUAUAGACUGUUCUCUCUGCUACCGCAUGGCAGCUUCUACCCCCAAGCCAUAAGUCUCCUGAACAGCUAAUCAAAUGGUUACCCGGACUAUUUGCAUUGUCGAUCCCCCCCACAUUGCUCUGUUUAUUAUCUGUGCAUAGUCACUUUAACUCUACCUACAUGUACAUAUUACCUCAAUUACCUCGACUAACCUGUGCCCCCGCACAUUGACUCUGUACCGGGACCCCCUGUAUAUAGCCUCGCUACUGUUAUUUUACUGCUGCUCUUUAAUUAUUUGUUAUUUGAUACUUAUUUAUUUUUUACUUAUCUAUUUUUUACUUAACCAAUAAUGCAGUUUAAAGAAAAAUAAGUGUUAAGGGCUUGUAAGUAAGCAUUUCACUGAAGGUCUACACCUGUUGUAUUCGGCGCAUGUGACAAAUAACAUUUGAUUGUAUUUUUACCCUUCAUUUCUGACACCAGUCCUUUUUACCCUUCAUCUCUGACACCAGUCCUUUUUACCCUUCAUUUCUGACACCAGGCCUUUUUAAGCCUUCAUUUCUGACACCAGUCCUUUUUUACCCUUCAUUUCUGACACCAGUCCUUUUUUACCCUUCAUUUCUGACACCAGUCCUUUUUUACCCUUCAUUUCUGACACCAGUCCUUUUUUAUCCUUCAUUUCUGACACCUAAGCCUUUUUAACCCUUCAUUUCUGACACCAGGCCUUUCCUUUGAAAUCCAUUAAGGGAAGUGAACCAGUGCCAACUUAGAGCAGAAGGUUAUAGAAUUGAGACGUAAGGAGAGUUUCUUUGAAUAAGGACGUUAUGUCAGAGCAGUGACGUAUUGAUACAUUGACAAAACUUCCAUAUGGGGUCUUUAACCUUGCCUGCCUAUGAACCACAAUAACCCCCUACUCUCUUGACUUUGCUAUUGAAGACCCUUUCCCUUUCUCCUUUCCUGUUGAUUGUCACUAUAAUGACCUUUGAUCUUUGCCUUGGCUCCUGUGGUUGUGUUGUAGGUGACCGGUCCAUGUCCACCUCCCUGUCGGCCUCCCAGCUCCACACGGUCAACAUGAGGGACCCUCUUAACCGCGUCCUAGGUUAGAGCAACGCACCUGUCUCAAACCUUUAGCACCUAGCAGGCAUCAUGGCUUACCAGGGCAUGUUCUCCUACUAAGCGAUUGACAGUUUGCCCCCUUGCUUUUGAUAUUUUCAAAAUGUACAAUGUGCCUUUAUGUUGUAUUGCUUGUCAUAAUGAUCAUUUUACGAUUUCAUUCUACCUUCUAUGUUUAAUAAACGAUUUCAUUCUACCUUCUAUGUUUAAUAAAAAAAACGCUUAGUAAAUCUGGCCCCUAGUUGACCGCUCGCUUACGUCCGCCAUGCUUUCUCUUCCUGUGAAGCCAACCUCUUCCUGCUGAUCUCGUCCAUCCUGGGCUCGAAGACGGCAGGGCCACACACCCAGUUUGUGCAGAGCUUCAUGGAGGAGUGUGUGGAGUGUCUGGAGCAGGGCAGCCGCGGAAGCAUUCUGCAGUUCAUGCCUUUCACCAUGGUGAGUGGUGGGAGGAAAGCUAGGGUUAACCAUGUGAUAGCUGUUGGUUGUUAGUGAUUAACAACUUUUGAUAGGAAUUGUGACCUCUGGCAUUAUAUAUUUACUUAAUACAAGUUAGAUUACUGCCAUGAUGGGUUUUAGAGUGGUGUUGAAGAAUGUGGAGAAUGCCACAGCUGUUCACGUGUGUCUGUCUGUUUGCGUGUGUCUGUGUGUCUGCCCCCAGGUCUCAGAGCUGGUGAAGCUUCCUGCGCUGGCCAAGCCCAAGGUGGUCUUGGGCAUCACUGACCUGACUCUGCCACUGGGGAGGAGGGUGGCAGCCAAGGCCAUCUCAGCCUUAUAGACCCCUGAUGGUGCCCACUGCCCGGGCAUCAGCUCACCCACCGCCGCCUUCUCCAUGGAUUCUAUUCUCCCAGUCACUCAGGGCCGAACCCAACUUCCACUUAAAUCAAAUUUUCAUGUAGUCUCACAUUACAUUUUACAUUUUAGUCAUUUAGCAGACGCUCUUAUCCAGAGCGACUUAGUGAGUGCAUACAUUUUUCAUACUGGCCCUCCGUGGGAAUCGAACCCCGAAGUUCAUGCGCCAUGCUCUACCAACUGAGCUACAGGAGGCCACAUUGACAUCGAUGCAUGACUAAGUGAAAAUUAGACUAAAGUGGAAGUAAGGAUUUGCUCCUCAAAGCUUGGCCCCUCAUAGAUGGAACAUGCUAUCGUAGUUUCAUCACCUUGGCAUGGAAAUGCCAGUUUCACCAUACUCUUGAGUUGGUGACCAAAUAGUUGUGUUAUUAAACCAUGGUUGCAUC
Coregonus sp. 'balchen' is the source of this 34523-nucleotide messenger RNA. NCBI's taxonomy places the organism in Eukaryota, Metazoa, Chordata, Actinopteri, Salmoniformes, Salmonidae. The record is from the annotation of a GenBank genome assembly.